CUCAGGUCUUUUUAAACCCCCCCCCAAAAAACCCCACCCCACGGGGUUCAAUAAACAUCCCCCCCCCGCCCGAAACUGUCGCCUUUCCCGCGUGUAUUUUCUAACGAUCAAAAACAUCAAAGGAAAGAGAAAGCGACGAUCAAAGCAAGUCCGAACGUGACGUCAGAAGGAAUCCCGAGGCGAGUCCUUUGAAGUCAGGCGUCGGGAGAAUUCCGAGGCUUCGAAAGGGGCGGGGCGCUGAAGUCAGCUUUUCAGCCUUUGCCCGCCACCUUCCAGGAUUUAGACUACAGCUCCCAUCGGUCCCCCCCCCCCCCGCGGGAUUGGGAAUCGCUUUUCAAGAGCAGGAGCUGCGAAGGCAGUGUGGUUUCCCCAACAGCCACGUUUGAUGGAGUUAGAAGAGACUCCUGGGUGUCCAGUGGAGCGAAGCCUCACCCUCCAGAAAAUAGAUCCAGAGUGCAAAGUAAUUCAAAGGCCGAAGGCUCAGGAAGACAAGAAGGAAGCGAUUUCCAGUUUGGAUAACUCUGAACCGUUAGGCGCACGUGAGAAAUUAUUAAGCAAAUCCAAUUUCCACAUUCUGAAGGAGGAGGAGAAUUUGGAAAACAAGCCAAACAAUGAAGACCGGGCAAGUAAAACUAUAACUCAGCCCCUUCAUAAUGGACCAGGCGAUAUAAGCAAUGCAGAUCAAGGCAAGAGACGACUUGUGUGCAGCCGAUGCAGAAAAAGUUUCAGCAGUACUUCCAACCUUAUCGCUCACGAGAGAGUCCACACCGGAGCGAAACCGUAUAAGUGCUGUCGUUGCGGGAAAAGCUUUGGCAAGAAAUGGACUCUCGUGGCUCAUCGGAGAAUCCACCUGGAGGAGAGACCGUACAGAUGCUGCGUGUGUGGGAAGCGCUUUCGGCAGUUCUCGAGCCGCGUUGUCCACGAGCGAAUCCAUACCGAAGAAAAACCCUACGCCUGCUCGGAGUGCGGGAGGAACUUCAGGCUGAAAUCGAGCUUGGUUGCCCACCGAAGAAUCCACAUGGGAGAAAAACCUUACCCGUGCUCUGAAUGCGGGAGACGUUUCAGCCAGAAAUCGGCGCUGGUGGUGCACCGGCGAGCCCACAAAGGUGAGAAACCCAACGCUUGCUCGGCCUGUGGGAAAAGCUUUACCCAGAGCUCCAACCUCAUUGCUCACGAGAGAAUCCACACGGGGGGAAAACCCUAUCCCUGUCCUCGUUGUGGGAGAGGUUUUGCCUGCAGGUCCAGCCUCGUUCGGCAUCAGAGGAUCUACACGGAAGACAAACCGUACGGAUGCGCGGCCUGCGGGAAAACCUUCAGCUGCAAUUUGAGCCUCAGCAGACACCAGCGGACCCACACAGGGGAGAAACCCGACAAAUGCCCCGAUUGUGGCAAAACCUUCAGCGUGAGCUCCCAACUCAGCGUGCAUCGGAGGACCCACAUGGGAGAGAAGGCCUAUGAAUGCUCAGAGUGUGGGGAAAGCUUCAAUAUGAUGUCGAGCCUUAACGCCCACCAGAGAAUGCACGCGAGUGCGAAGCCUUACAAAUGUUCCGACUGUCCCAAAAGCGUUUAUCUAAGGUCGAGUCUCACAGCUCACAAGAAGAGGCACGGAGAAAAGGCAUUCGACUGCAUAGAGUGCGGCAAAACCUUCACCUGCCGCUCCGGGCUCAUCCGCCACCGGAGGAUUCACAAGGGGGAAAAACCUUUCCGUUGUGGAGACUGUGGGAAAAGCUUCAUCUUGAGUGCCAACCUUAUCGCCCACCGGCGAACUCACACGGGAGAAAAGCCGUACCAGUGCUUGGAAUGUGGCAAACUCUUCAGCGUGAGUUCGCAGCUCAGCGUCCAUCAGAGAAGCCACACGGGGGGGAAACCGUACGCCUGCUCCCAUUGCAGCAAGAGCUUCACAUGUAACUCCGCUCUUAUUCGACAUCUGAGGAUCCACACCGGAGAGAAACCGUAUCAGUGCUUGGAGUGUGGGAAAAGGUUCAAUCUAAAUUCGAAUCUGGUCGUCCAUCAAAAAACCCACGCUGGAGGGAAGCCCUAUAAAUGCAUCUACUGCGGAGAAAGUUUCUAUACAAGGCCACAUUUUGUAGAGCAUCACAGAGCCAGGCACUUGGAUGCUGUAAAUACGAAAACAGCGGAAAGCAACGUUAAUUCCAAAUCCAUUAAUUACCAAAUAAACUACAUAGGAUGGGACGGUGCGGUGGGUGAACCUCUUCCCGCAAGUGGGACACUGGUGAGGCCUCUCCCCCGUGUGGACUUUCUGGUGGCGGAUGUGGACCGCCCGAUCGGAGAAGCAUUUCCCGCAGGUGGCACACUUGAAGGGCUUCUCGCCUGUGUGGGUCCUUUGGUGCACCAUCAGGAUCUGCCACUGGCUGAAGCUCUUCCCACACGCCGAACAGGUGUAGGGCCUCUCCCCAGUGUGGACUCGGUGGUGCUUGACCAGCUGGGAAGACGUGUUGAAGGACUUCUCGCAAUCGGGGCAUUUGAAGGGUUUCUCCCCCGUGUGGGAGCCCUCGUGUUUCUUGAGGCUGGAGCUCCGGCUAAAACCUUCUCCACACUGGGCACAUUUGAACGGCUUCUCUCUCACAUGGAUCUUCUGGUGGUUGAUCAACUGAGACUUCUGAGUGAAGUUCUUGUCGCACUCGGAGCAGCUGAAGAGUUUCUUUUCGACGUGGACUCGGUAGUGCCUGGUGAGGACCGAGCUGACAGUGAAGCUCUUCCCACACAGAUCACAGGUGUAAGGCCUCUCUCCCGUGUGGGUCCUUUCGUGGGCAACCAGAGUAGACUUGAAGCUGAAGCAUUUCCCACAAUUCUGGCACAUGAAUGGCUUCUCACCUGUGUGGGUCCUCUGAUGGGCAGCGAGCACCGUGCUCCGGCUGAAAGUCUUGCCGCACACGGCACAGGGAAAGCCUUCAGCCAAGGCCACCGCUUGGUCACAGCUGUGAGGCCCGGCGGCUUUGACCCACCUCUGGAGAUCGGAGGGCAGGAUGGCCAGGAACUGCUCCAGGAUCACCAGCUCCAGGAUCUGCUCCUUGGUGUGCCUCUCCGGCUUCAGCCACCGGUGGCAGAGAUACCAGAGACGGCUGCAGGCCUCACGGGGACCCUCAGCGUCUCGGUAACAGAACUCUCUGAAAAGGGUUCGCUGGGUGUCAGUGGCCGCCGAGUCCUCUCUCAGGACGUCCUCGCCCACCUUCCAGUAGUCGUCCAUCUUGGCAGCGUUGAUCUGCUCGUUCUCCCUUUGAGUUUCUUUGCUGAGAUCCACCAGUCCUUUGUAUCUCCACCACUCCUUAUCUUGCCUCGCCCGCCUUUCCUGCUUGCCUGGCUGCUCCUGGACCUUGCCUGCUUGACUGCCCUCACCGAUAGCCCAGAUCACGUGGCCCAGGCCCAUCUGCUCCCGGACCUCGCCUGCUUGCCUGCCAUUGUCGAUCGGGCCCAGCUCCUGGAUAAAAUCCUGAAACGCAUCUCCGAGGUGCCGCUUAGCAGGAAUACUGUUAAAGAUCGCGUCCAGCGCAUGGCAAGUGACAUCGGUCAGCAACUCACCGCUGACUUACAAAAGGCAGCCUGUUACUCCAUGUGCUUGGAUGAAAGCACAGAUGUAAAUAAUCAUGCAAGGCUAGCAAUCCUCCUGCGUUACGCUGCCGGCGACAUCAUGAGAGAAGAGCUGCUGAAACUGGUGUCUUUGCCUGAAAGAACGCAAGGGAUAGAUAUCUACAAUGCUGUGAUGGAGGCUUUUGUGGCACAAGACAUAAGACCGGAAAAAGUGGUUUCGAUUACGAGCGAUGGGGCACCUUCUAUAGUGGAAGCAGCAUCUGGUUUCAUACAGUCCUUUGGUAAAGAAACAAAACACCAAGUCAUUCAGUUCCAUUGUAUUAUACAUCAAGAAGAUCUUUAUGCCAGGGAAAGCGGCAAAAAAUUUGACGAUGUCCUCAGGGAUGUCACAAAAAUGGUGAAUUACAUCAUGGCUCAUGCUCUGAAUUUUCCACAGUUUAAAGCACUUCUUGAUGAGGUUCAGGCACAGUAUAAUUGCUUACUUAUGUACAAUAAUGUCCGGUGGCUGAGCAGAGGACGAGUCCUGGAGAGAUUUGUAGCCUCCUUGGAUGAAAUUAGGCUGUUUAUGAAUGAAAAUGGGCAGGAAUAUCCACAGCUCACUGAUACGGCCUGGCUUACCAACCUCAUGUUUUUUACAGAUUUUACAGUACACUUCAAUGUACUGAACAAACAACUACAAGGUGUAGGGAAAACAGCAGAAAGAAUGUUUUGUGAUAUCAAAACAUUUGAGAGAAAACUGCAGGUUUUUGAAAGAGACCUUGAAAGUGGGCAGCUGAAAUAUUUUCCAAAUCUAAAAACGCAUUUAGAAAAUUCUACAACGGUUACAGACAAUCCUGCAAGCCGUCAGGAAAUCUACAAGGAAUUUUCCAGCAUUGUAGCAGCUACAAAGCUGGUGCUGCUGCUGCUGCUGCCGCUGUUGCAGGGAGGAACGGGAAGCUGGGAAGGGACUUUCAGAUCACCUUUGCCCUUCGCCCUGCCUGGUGCCCUGCUGAGGCUUGCAGAGCUGAAGCUGAUCUACCUGAAGCAAAGCCAAGCUCGUGCAAGUGGAACCACAAGCACCUGCAACACUCACACGAGUGGGGCCACGAAUGCCCGCGACAAGGCUGUGAGUGCCUGCGAUGCUCGCGCAAGUGGCGUCAGGAUGCUGGGAACAAGCCCUCGGCAACCGGUUCUUUGCGAAUGGGAAACAACCGACGUGCAGCGCAUACAAGGUUGUGUAACCUUGGAGGAGGUGGCUGUGCAUUUCUCCAAAGAGGAGUGGGCGCUGCUGAAUUCUGGCCAGAAAGCUCUGCACAGGGAGAUCAUGGAGCAGAUUGGCAGGAUUGUGGCCUCUCUUGGUGAUGAAAGGAAAGUUGACAAAAUUGACAAUCGGUCAAUACAAGAAAUAACCCUUACAAGAAGGAAACGUCGGAUUUCCAGAAAGCGGUCCAAUCAGAGGGCGAAGUCAGAUGGAGAUCAGUUCUCACAGACUGGAGACGAACCCCAUCAAUGUUUGGAGUGCGGAAAGGGCUUCCACCAGAAGAAAAACCUAGCGAUUCAUAAAAAGACUCACGCAAGGGAGAAACCCUAUGAAUGCUCAGAGUGUGGAAAAUCUUUCGGCUCCAGAGCAGCCAUUGCUCGGCACCAAAGGACUCACGGGAGGGAGAAGCCCUAUAUGUGUCCGGAGUGUGGGAAAAGCUUCCAUUACAGUUCGGAUCUGAUGAGACACAGAAGGAAACACACGGGAGAGAAACCCUACCAGUGUGCCGAGUGUGGGAAAUGUUUCCUUCGUAACACCAAGCUGACUGUCCAUCGAAGGACUCACACGGGAGAGAGGCCUUAUAAAUGCCUGGAGUGCGGGAAGUGUUUUACCGAGAGCGCUCAGCUAAGCAGGCAUCACAUAAUUCACACCGGGGAGAGGCCCUACAAAUGUCCGGAUUGCGAAAAGUGCUUCAACCGGAAGGAAAACCUGGCCCUCCACCAACGCACUCACACGGGGGAGAGACCCUAUCAAUGCUCCGAAUGCGGGAAAAGCUUCAUAUGGAAUUCUCAGCUAAGUAGACAUCUAAUGUUGCAUACCGGAGAGAGGCCGUAUAUCUGCCAGGACUGCGGGAAAUCCUUUGUCUGCAGCUCCGAACUCCUGAUCCACGAAAGGAAUCACACGGGAGAGAAGCCCUAUAAAUGUCUGGAGUGCGGGAAGUGCUUUGUUUGUAACAGGCAACUCAGCAUCCAUCAGAGAACCCACACCGGAGAGAGACCCUAUAAAUGUCCAGAGUGCGAAAAAUGCUUCAAUCGGAAAGAAAACCUGGCUAUCCAUCGACGCACUCACACGGGGGAAAAACCCUACAAGUGCUCGGAUUGCGGGAAGUGCUUCAGUUGGAAUUCACAACUGUGUAGACACCAACGAGCACACACCGGCGAGAGGCCCUUUGCGUGCCUGGAGUGUGGGAAACGCUUCGUUUGCAGUUCAGACCUGAUCAGGCACGGAAGAAACCACACGGGAGAGAAACCUUACAAGUGCUCAGAAUGUGGAAAGGGUUAUAUUUGUAAUACCCAACUGAGUAUCCACCAGAGAACUCACACAGGGGAAAAACCCUAUAAAUGCUUGGAGUGUGGAAAAAGUUUCAGCGAGAACAGCUCCCUCACUUCCCACUACCGGAUCCACACUGGAGAGAAACCCUAUAAAUGCCCGGAGUGUGAAAAAUGCUUUGCUCGUGGUUCUGACCUUAUUAAACACGAAAAAAUUCACGCGGGGAAAAGAUCCUACCGAUCCACGGACCACGGAAAGAACUUUAACCAGAAGGCAAAUGUUACUGAUCAUUUUUACAGGGCUGGGUCCACGUGCAAAAAAAAGCAGAAAGUGAUUCUCUGGCCAUGUUGAACAUUGCCCGGGAGCUGCAAUCGAACCUACAACGACCGAACAUUGAUGGCCUCCAAGAAAAACGAGCCAUUCCUUGCAAUCAGAUGGGUAGCAGUGCCCAAAUUUGGGCAGCGACUGUUGAAAAUAUCUCGGGAGGACCCA
Ahaetulla prasina is the source of this 6550-nucleotide messenger RNA. RefSeq lists its product as uncharacterized. The record is from RefSeq and is a predicted model, not a curated record. Gene Ontology annotation, molecular function: RNA polymerase II cis-regulatory region sequence-specific DNA binding; DNA-binding transcription factor activity, RNA polymerase II-specific. NCBI's taxonomy places the organism in Eukaryota, Metazoa, Chordata, Lepidosauria, Squamata, Colubridae. The transcript has 13 exons. The coding region runs from base 386 to 6409 and encodes 2007 amino acids. Gene Ontology annotation, biological process: regulation of transcription by RNA polymerase II.